Cladophialophora immunda is the source of this 1104-nucleotide messenger RNA. RefSeq lists its product as uncharacterized. The transcript has 5 exons. The record is from RefSeq and is a predicted model, not a curated record. Bases 1 to 1104 code for a protein of 367 amino acids. Gene Ontology annotation, molecular function: dioxygenase activity. NCBI's taxonomy places the organism in Eukaryota, Fungi, Ascomycota, Eurotiomycetes, Chaetothyriales, Herpotrichiellaceae.
AUGGCUUCGACAAUAGUUGACACCAUCAUUGGGCAGGAGCCCGAAUACGUCUACUUUCACUACGACGGGAAGUAUGGGCAUCGCCGUGAAGUCCUGAAGGAUGGCAAGCUCAAAACCACAUUCACCGAUAUCCCUCUCAUUGAUAUCGCCGGUCUUUUCAGCGACAAUCUGACAGAUCAAGUCAAGGUCGCCGACGAGAUCAGAAAGGCUUGUGAGGAGGUGGGGUUUUUUUACAUCAAAAACCAUGGUGUGGAACAGGAACUCAUCGACGACACCGUUGAAGUGAUGAAGGACUACUUCAGGCAGCCGACAGAGAAGAAAAUGGACCAGUGGAUCUACAAAAACACCAACCUGCAAGGAUAUGAGCCGAUCUUUGGUGCCCGUUUGGACGACACGAAAUCACGCGGAGAUCGCAAAGAAUCCUUCUUACUCACCUACGACCCUGAAUUGGACCCUGUUCCCCCCCAACUGACAGCGUUGCAGAGAGCCCUCUUGGUCGAGAACAACUUCCCCGCGGAUCAGCCAGAUUUCAAGGACCAGCUCGUGUCGUACCACAGUCGGCUUAUCAGGCUCUCCAGAGUCCUGGUUCAGGCCUUCGCUCUGGCUCUAGGCCUGGAGAAAACCGCCUUGGACGGUCUGUUUUCGUCACCACAUUCUACCAUGAAAAUCAUUCACUACCCCCCUCAAGAGCCGGAGAGCCAGGACGAAACUGGCAUUGGAGCUCACACGGACUUUGAUACAUUCACCAUCUUGUGGCAGGAUACCGUCGGAGGGCUCGAAGUGUUGAAUGCAAAUGCACACUGGGUUCCGGCGCAUCCCAUCCCCGGAACGUUUGUAGUGAAUGUGGGUGACUUUCUGAUGCGGAUGUCUAAUGGCCGGUUUGUUUCUACGGUCCACCGCGUCAGCAACACAACAGGCCACGAGCGCUACUCCCUCCCCUUUUUCUUCAGUUCAAAUCACUAUGCGACUGUAGAGCCUCUCUCGGCUUGCCUGACACCUGAGAACCCCCCUCAAUAUGAACCGUUGACCGUCUACGAGUAUUAUCAGAAACGUCAGAAGCAGCAACGAGAACGAUUCUUGAAUCGGGGGUUUCUUGAUAAAUAG